CGUGUGUGUAACGAUAGCCCAACAAUAGACGUACUACUGAUGGUCAGCCGUCCAGACAUAGAGGUCAACAUCCCUGUGAUGUUCAAGGUCAAAACUGAGUGCGUCAGGAGCGUAUCCGCAUUGUACCUGUUAAAACAGACAGCACACCAGGACUGGGCCAUAUUCUAUGUUAACAUACUAUAACUGACAACAUGUAAACUCACAUCUUAAAACUCAACCGACGAUCUAGCCACGAUGAUUAUUUACAUCUUAUUGCUAAGCUUUCUUUCCUGUGAAUGUUAUUUCCAUCAUGAAGGGAGUCCAGUAGUUCAGAGGGUCGAUGGCUGGUAUAACAACUUUGCUCAUAUAAAUUGGGGUGGAGCAGGUGAGCCACUUCUACACAACAUCACAACGGCGUACACCGACUUCACGUACCAGGCUCCCAAUGAAGGACUUCCGAGUGCCAGAGAAAUCAGUAACGUACUCUUCAGACAGAACAUGUCUAUAGGAUCAGGGGGUUCGGUCAGCAACAGAUCAGCACUGUUCGCGUUCUUUGGUCAAUUGGUGGACUUUGAACUUACGGAUGUAGACGAUACAACGUGUCCAGUUGAGUUGAUGUCCAUCCCUGUACCAAGGUGUGACCCGGAUUACGAUCCUCAAUGUUCCGGGACCGUGUCUAUGCCAUACGAAAGGGCAGCUUAUGACAAAAAGAGCGGUCAGACACCCAACUCACCUCGUCAACAGAUAAAUGGAGCCACCAGUUAUAUCGACGCCAGCUUUGUGUACGGUACCAACACAGUACGAACCGCUUUCCUUCGUAAGGACAAGACAGCGUAUCUGGCAACCGGUGAUAAAUGGCAAAAGUAUCCAGAAGCAAAUGAUAUUGGAGUUCCUUAUGAUGCCUACCCUUCUGUGUCAGACCACAAUAUAGAUAAUCCCCUUAAACUAUGGAAGUUGGGAGAUAAACACGUUCACGAGAACCCCGCAGUUCUCUCCCUUGGUGUCCUCUUUCACAGAUGGCAUAACUAUUUAGCUGAAAAAUUCACCAGGGAAGACAAUACAAAGCUACCACCGGCCGAUAUUUUUGCUAAAUCAAGAAAAUGGGUGAUAGCUUCCCUACAGAAUAUUAUUGUCUAUGAAUGGUUGCCGAAGCUUAUGAAGACAAAGUUACCUCCAUACGAAGGGUACAAAGCGUCAACAGAGCCCGGUAUCACAGCCGUGUUCGAUGCUGUAGCCCUCAGAUACAUUAUGACGUUAAUGCCUGCGGGGAUCUACCAAAGAGAAAAACACAGUUGUCAUCAAAACGACACAGGUUUUAGCCCCAUGCCUCUACGGCUCUGCAACACCUACUUUGGAUCGCAGGACAUUCUGACUGAACGAGAGGAUGGUGUCGAGGAAACUCUACUCGGCCUUGCGAAUCAACUGAGUGAACGGGAGGACAUUAAAAUCGUGGAGGACAUACAAAGUAAAUGGUAUGGUCCGCUGCAUUUCUCCCGCCAGGACCACGUAGCACAGACAAUUAUGAAAGGACGUGACUACGGCUUGCCUGACUACAACACCGUCCGGAGGGAGCUGGGACUGACAGAAAUCCUAGAAUGGGGUGACAUCAAUCCCGUGCUUAAUAGUACGAACCCCGAGGUGUUCGAGUCUCUGAGGAGGCUAUAUGGUGACAUAAACAGCAUAGAUCCGUUCGUUGGCGGUAUGUUGGAAACAACACAAGAAGGGCCUGGCGAAAUGUUCUCCGCCAUACUUGUUGACCAAUUUACCCGGAUCAGAGACGGUGACAGGUUUUGGUUCGAAAAUAACCACUCAAGAUUAUUCACACCUGAUGAAAUUGCGGCAAUAAAGAAAAUAACACUGCACGAGGUCAUCGUAAAGUCAACAGAAAUCAGUGAGAAUGACUUACAAAAAGAGGUUUUUAAUGUAAAUGAGUCCGUCUGUCCGCCUGUUUAUGUCGAUAUCAGUAUGGUAGAUGCCUGUACAGGACACAAAGGCUACGACUACUUCGCCGGGAGUGAAAUCAGUUUCAUCAUCAUAUGGUCAUGUUUUGGAUUAAUUCCACUGAUAUGCGUUCUGUCGGCCUAUAUCGCCGCUAGAUGUCGAACCUGGAACCACAACAAACAUGUAAGACGUCAACAGGUGUGCAGGCAAGCAAAGGAUGCUGAAUCUAACUCCAAAGAAAUACAGUCGUUUAUGGCCUUUGAGUGGUUAGGAGAGAAGCAAUCGACACGCCCAGUGGUUGUCAAGCUUAGACCAAAGUGUACAGUGGAACUGACCAGCACUCGAGGUACGAGACUUCGGACUCUAGGCCUGGGUCACUCCUCAGACGUAGAAAUCUACAAUAGCACAAACAAAGGGCGGACAACUCUGAUGAUCAAAGUUCCAAAAGAAUAUGAUAUGUGUUUGCAGUUCCAAACGUUUCCUCAGCGUAACCUGUUUGAAAACGCCCUGUGCUCUUUAAUGGAGAAAGAUGGUCGACAAGCAAUGAUACACGAAGUCAAGAUAAAGCACAUCUAUAGCAACACGUUCACACAGGUCAAGAGGAACGCGGUGUUGGAAAAAUUCUUCAAAACAGUUUUCUCUGAGGCUUUCCAAAUGGAUUAUGAUCCAAACUUGGAGGAAAAUGAGAGCGAGUCUACCCAAACUGCAGCAGAAAUAUUAGAAAUUGAAUUAUCAAAGGAAGAAUUUGCUCACGCGCUAGGUAUCAAGCCUCGAUCUGACUUUGUGGAGAACAUGUUUAGUCUGUUGGACUCUGAAAGAAGCGGGUACAUCUCAUACAGGAACUUCCUUACUGCAGUAGUCCUCUUUUCUAAAGGUUCGUGUCAAGAUAAAUUGCAACUUGUGUUCCGUAUGUUUGAUACCAACUCUUCAGGUUCCCUAGACAAGGCCGAACUCAUCAAAAUGUUCAACUCAUUGUUGGAGAUGGCAAAUAGUAACUUAGGAAAGGAAGAAGUCAUCAGCCUAGUGGAGUCGAUGUGCAGCCAGAAUGGUUUACAAGAACAAUCUAGUUUCAACUUCGACGACUUCUGCCAAAUUCUCUCUCCUCAGAUGGACAAAAUCUGGAAUGGGGGAUUAGAAUGGAAAGGGAGAAAGAACUGUUACCCGACCCCUCAGGAUCUCCGUAAAAGUAUGGAUACGAGAAGGAAAUCAUCUGUUGCUUUGGACACCCGCCGGAAGAGUAGUGCCAGUAUAGAGGAGACCCUGACGAAGACAGCUAGCUCUAACUCCCUUAUGGCAAAUAUUCCGACGGAACUCCGCACGCGCUUUGAGGCCACCAGGGAGAAGUACCAUCCGGUCAAGGCCAAGAUCAAGAAUCUGAAACAUUUUAUAGAAAAUAACAGGCAGAAUAUUUUCUUUCUUGUACUGUUUUACGGAAUAUGCUGGGGAUUAUUUGGUGAACGAUUUUAUUACUACACCGUUGAGCGUGAACACAGUGGCCUGAGAGCCUUGAUGAGUUACGGAAUUAGUAUGACCAGGGGAGCGGCCGCCGGAAUGUCUUUCACGUUUUCACUCUUGCUAUUGACAAUGUGCAGGAAUAUGAUCACGUGGUUACGAGGGACAUUCCUAAAUCUGUAUGUUCCAUUUGAUUCGCACGUGGCAUUUCACAAAGUCGUGGCAUGGACAGCACUUUUCUUCACGGGACUCCAUGUGCUCGGAUACAGCUUCAAUUUCUACCAUCUUGCUACACAACCAACCGGACAUCUGUGUAUCUUCGACUCCAUCGUCCUCAGAGCCGAUUCACAACUGGGUUUCGUGUUUUGGAUGUUCGGAAAUAUGACCGGGUUUACUGGAGUUUUGUUAGUCAUCCUUAUCUGCAUCAUAUACGUGUUUGCGACUCAGACAGCCAGGCAGCUGAUCUUCAACGGAUUUUGGUUGACACACAAGUUGAUCGCUGUUCUCUAUAUCUUAACCAUUCUCCACGGCGCAUCAUUGAUCGUCCAGAAACCUCUCUUUUAUGUAUAUUUCAUCAUUCCUGCGAUCUUGUUUACAAUUGACAAGAUCGUGAGUCUGAGUCGGAAGAAGACGGAGAUCACGGUGAUGAGGGCGGAGAAACUGGAUUCAGAUAUAACUUACUUGGAAUUCAAACGUCCGGCUAAGUUCGAGUAUAAAUCAGGACAGUGGGUUAAGAUUGCUUGUCUGUCACAAGGGAGAAACGAGUACCAUCCCUUUACACUGACUUCCGCUCCCCACGAGGACACGCUGUCUCUACAUAUCAGGGCAUUGGGGCCGUGGACGUGGAAUAUACGACAGACAUUCGACCCAGAGAAUCUCAAAGAUGGUCCUUAUCCAAAGUUGUUCCUGGAUGGGCCGUACGGGGCAGGGCAACAAGACUGGUACCAGUAUGACGUAUCUGUACUCGUGGGGGCGGGAAUAGGCGUCACUCCCUACGCCUCUAUCCUCAAAGACUUUGUACACAUGGCCAUGAUGAGGAACACCUACAGGAUGAAGUGUCAGAAGCUGUACUUUGUGUGGAUAACGGCCAGCCAGCGACACUUUGAGUGGCUCCUCGACAUCAUUCGCGAAGUGGAAGCAAUUGACAAGAAAGGCAUUGUUUCCAUCGAUAUCUUUAUCACCAAGUUCUUCCAAAACUUUGACUUGCGGACGUCUAUGUUGUAUAUUUGCGAGGAACACUUCCAAAAGUUGUCCGGGGGGUGCAGCGUCUUUACUGGACUGAAGGCCAACACCCAUUUCGGACGCCCAAAGUUGAAUGAGAUGUUCGAAGCUGUACAGAAGGCUCAUCCCAUGGUACGGAAGGUGGGCGUGUUUAGCUGUGGACCCCCUGGGGUAACGAAGAGUGUGGAGCAAGGCUGUAUUGAGGCUAGCAAUGGCACUAAAGCCCAGUUUGAACAUCACUUCGAGAAUUUUUAAAGGGAAAAUCAACAGUUGAUUUUGAUGUUUAAGUUUGAACCUUCAUAUCGACUAUAGGGACUGUUUAGAACAUUGCUUUAUGUUACCUACAAAGGUAAAAAUUAGUGUACAUCAUUGUGGUGAUGUAACUGGUAUGUGAGGGGAGGUUUCAAUGAUAAGGGGAGGGGUGAGGUAGUAUUUGAUUGUAUAAAUGGCAUUUCUAUAUAUUUAGUGAGUAUGUUGUGUAAAGAAUGUUACUGAAUCUCCUUCUUGCCUCUUUAUUUGUAUAUCUCAUUGUUUCGUCAUUAUAAACUGGGCCAUAUCAGUAGUUCACUAGACCUUAUAUAAACGGAUGAUAGCUUAGUCAGCUUAGUCCACUUACAUACGUAUAGCUGAGUGGACAUGUACAUGACGCAUGGUUUGUUUUUUGUUUUUGUUUUCGCUGCUCAGCAUUUGUUAUACAAAUGUAUACAAGUAUGUUUGAUAUUCCGUAGAUUUUCACCAAAAGUCGACAUACAUGUGUUUUAAAUAGUUAUUCUUAUAUAAAAAAAAGUUUUACUGCAUCCAUUUUCCCUAGAAGUUUGAUAUUUUCAUUUGAUUUUCAGAAUAGGAGGAGAUGGUAUCUCUAAGAAUAACCGUUCUAUGUCAAAUGUAGAUAAAUAUAUUUUCUCUGAAGCGCAUAGCAUGACUUGUAGAUAGUACAGUCUUGCUCUAUUUAUUCAUUUAUUAAGUGUUUUAUGUACUGAUGAAGGCAGUUUGAAACCCAAUGUUCUGCUGAGGAUAUAAUUAUAACUUGUAAUCAGAUGUAUACCCACGAACUACCAUGUCUUUCUAUGUUAACGGUACAUCAGGUCGAUACGUAUGUGAGAUACUUGUGGACGGAACUAUGCUGUGUAGUAUAAAAUGAAUGAUCAGUAAAGAUGUAGACUAUUUUUUUUAAAAAUGGUCUUUUCUGGAAUGUUUGCCGAGGGAAAUUUUUACAUAUAAAAGAAAUCUAUAUUUUAUGAUACGUUCACAUAACUUUCCCAUAACGUGAAUACGAUCCUGAAACGUGGCGUCAAUGUCCAGGUAAAGGUCAACCUCGCAAUGACGUUUCAGUUAUAAUAUACGAUCUAUAUUUUUGUUUGAGUAUUCUUCUGAAGACUUUUUUUUCAUUCCUACUCCAACGUUUUACUUACUGAAGACAGUAACAAUCUUGUUUUUUAAAAUAUAUUUUUAGAAUAAUAUACCUUACUCUCCACUGAGGAUAAUUUGGUUUUUUAUGUGCUCAUGUUUUGUAAACAAGAGUUGUGAAUAAAUCUGAGAUUUCAUAGACUCAGACUCGCUUUGUAGAAAAUAUAACUCCUAUCUUUAAUAGUAUCUAACACGCGUAUACCAAUGUGUCAAACAGCGCAAUAUCUCCCAUCAAUAUGAAUGAAAAAGGAUUGUCAUUUUAAGUUUAAACCCGUCUUGUGUUUGGUAUUGAAUCCUGUGUGAACUUUUUAGAGCGAGAUGUACCGAGAAAUGGAUGUAUUAGUAUUUGUUAGAAUGAUACUUAGCUGCUGUAUAGUUAUGUAUAUUUUACUCCCUAUUAAGGGAAGCACGUGUUUAUAUUUAAUGAUGUAUGUAUGUAUAAUGGAACUAGUGCUGUAAACUUUUACUUUGUUACUGAGUUCUGUCAUCGUUGUACUUACUAGAAUGUGCCUUAUUAGUUCAUGAUAGAUAGAUUAAUAUCAAAAAUCACGUGGAGAGGUAAAAUAUAUAUCAUCCUUAACCAUGCAGAUUGGAGAAAAAUAAAGAGGAAAAUAAUAAGAUAAA
Messenger RNA from Pecten maximus, 6624 nucleotides. Its product is annotated as dual oxidase-like. The transcript is spliced from 34 exons. The coding region runs from base 235 to 4848 and encodes 1537 amino acids. NCBI's taxonomy places the organism in Eukaryota, Metazoa, Mollusca, Bivalvia, Pectinida, Pectinidae. Gene Ontology annotation, biological process: response to oxidative stress; superoxide anion generation; defense response. Gene Ontology annotation, molecular function: superoxide-generating NAD(P)H oxidase activity; peroxidase activity; heme binding. The record is from RefSeq and is a predicted model, not a curated record. Gene Ontology annotation, cellular component: plasma membrane; NADPH oxidase complex.